AUGGUGGACGUGUUGCACAGCUUGCUCACCCAACACGCACUGCCCCCUGUUGCUGCCGCUCCCAUGAGGAACGACAGCAUCCGGUUUGCCCGCGCCCGCUUCCGCACCCCCCACCUCCUCCCCUUCCCCUGCGCCUUCCCCUGGGGCAGUCCUGCUUCUGUGCCCGCCCCCCCUGGCCCUGUUUCUGCGGCCUGCUCCUCGUCAGUUGCUGCUGCGGUGCUGGGUGGGCCCCCUGGGUCCGCCCACUGCCAGGGGUCCUCCAGGCACAGUCGCAGGCGCAGGGACGUUUUGGUCUCGCGGGACUCCACACUGGCGAUGGCGUAUGUGCUGGGUAGUGCGCUGCCGGCCCAUGGCUGUUGUGGAAGAGGGAACGGAGGGGAUGACAAGGCAAGGAAGAGGGCGGAGGGAAGGGAGAGGUGGGAGAGCCCUCCCUCCCUCCCUGCUGGUGGAACCAUUGGAGCUACUGUGAAGGACCUGUGUGUAUUAACAUUCUCUGUUGAAGACAAUCACUUUGUGAUUGUUCUUGCCUUAUCCACUGCGGUGGUAAGGAUAUUUUGCAACAGAGGUGUUUUUCAUAUUGCAGUGGUUGCUGAACUGGAAGCUUGUGUGCAGAAGAUUGAUCUGAACAACAUGGAUGAGGAAAUGGCUGACAAGGAACCUGCUGAAAACUCCUCUGCUAAGGACCCUGCAGCUGCUGAAAAUUCCAAGGAACAGGAAAGGGAGUCUCAGGGGGAUGACAUUGAGCUGGAGGGCGAAGAGGAUAUUUUGCAUGCUGAAAUUGCUAAGCUGCAGGAUCACGCUGCUGAGCAGGAUACGCGCAUCCAGCAGCAGCAGUCUCUCAUCUCCACGCUCAGGGGGGAGCUCUCUGACCAGGACAACAAAAUCAAGUACCUGGAAGUUGAGCUCAAGAACAUGAAGCACGAUGCGCGGGAGCAAGGUCACCAGCUGGCGCGGCAGACCUCAAAGAUCAACGAUCUGCGCGAGGCUUUCAACGCCCUUCGGAGGGAGACCAUGUAUCGCCCUGCACCGCGAGCGGACCCGCCCGCCAACUCUGCUAGCGGUCGCACCAACCCUUCUCGCUCUGGUGGUGCAGUGGGUGACCCCGGUCCUUCUACGCAGCGCGCUGCUGAGCCGAGCACGCAGGCCUUUGGCUCUCUGCCAAUCACCCUGCCGCCAUUCAUCCAUGGCAAGACGGACGUGGCUGCGUGGCUGUCGAUGAUGACCGACCUGUUCAAGGCGCACAAGGUCCAAGACGACGCUCGCGUCGUCGCUGCCACCACCGUGCUGGACCAGAAUGCACAGCGAGUGGUGUAUGGCAGCAAGAUCCAGGCUGAGGCGGAUAGGAAGCCGUUUGGGGGGUUGCCUGAGCACCUCAAGAACAUGCAUAUGACGGAUGGGGCUGGGGAGGCAUGGCGGUCCUAUGAUCACGUGAAGCGCGUGGUGGGGACCACUGAUAAGCAUUUCCGUGCUUAUGCCAAAACCACUACCCAGCCGCAGCAGACUUCAAGGCCGUCGUCUAGCACUGCGGGUCCUAGCGGAAUGCAGCAAGGGACGCCUUGGAAGGGCGGGAACCACAAGAGGCCCUUCCAGCAGGGGCAGCAGGCUGACCAUAAGGCCAAGAAGGUCAACGAGGGUGGACCAAGCAAUGUCCAGAGCUGCUUCAAGUGCGGCAAGCCUGGACACAAGGGCUAUGAGUGCCGCCACCGCAAGGCGGUGAAGUACUCUGGCAAGGCUAAGACGGACAACAAGCGCAAUGACGGCAGUGGUCCCUCGGGCAGCCAGCGGGAUUUUGCAAAGCCCAACUAG
Molecule: messenger RNA, 1806 nt
Organism: Closterium sp. Yama58-4
Lineage: Eukaryota; Viridiplantae; Streptophyta; Zygnematophyceae; Desmidiales; Closteriaceae
Source: the annotation of a GenBank genome assembly